Molecule: messenger RNA, 1122 nt
Organism: Aptenodytes forsteri (emperor penguin)
Lineage: Eukaryota; Metazoa; Chordata; Aves; Sphenisciformes; Spheniscidae
Gene: WNT10A
Product: Wnt family member 10A
Exons: 4
Coding region: 1-1122 (373 amino acids)
Biological process (GO): multicellular organism development; cell fate commitment; neuron differentiation
Cellular component (GO): extracellular region
Molecular function (GO): frizzled binding; cytokine activity
Source: RefSeq, a predicted model, not a curated record
AUGGCGAAGACUGGCUCCUGCUCCAAUGAGAUCCUGGGCCUUAAGCUGCCGUCGGAGCCGGUGCUGAACGCCAACACGGUGUGCCUGACCCUGCCAGGGCUGACGCGGCGGCAGCUGGAGGUGUGUGUGCGCCACCCUGACGUCACCGCCUCGGCCAUCCAGGGCAUCCAGAUCGCCAUCCACGAGUGCCAGCACCAGUUCCGUGACCAGCGCUGGAACUGCUCCAGCCUCGAAACCAAGAACAAGAUCCCCUACGAGAGCAUCAUCUUCAGCAGAGGCUUUCGGGAGAGCGCCUUCGCCUAUGCCAUUGCAGCCGCUGGCGUGGUGCACGCUGUCUCCAAUGCCUGUGCCCUCGGCAAGCUGCAGGCCUGCGGCUGCGACCAGAAGCGCCGGGGCGAUGAGGAGGCUUUUCGGCGCAAGCUGCAUCGUCUCCAGCUGGAGGCCAUGAACCGCGGCAAAGGCAUGGUGCACGGGGUUCACAUGGAGCACAUGCCGGCCGAGACCCCCGGCCUUCAGGACUCCUGGGAAUGGGGAGGGUGCAGCCCCGAUGUGGACUAUGGGGAGAAGUUUUCCAAGGAUUUCCUCGAUUCCCGGGAAACCUACAGGGACAUCCACUCCCGCAUGAGGCUGCACAACAACCGCGUGGGCCGGCAGGUGGUGAUGGACAACAUGAGGAGGAAGUGCAAAUGCCACGGCACCUCGGGGAGCUGCCAGCUGAAGACGUGCUGGCAGGUGACACCUGAGUUUCGCCUGGUGGGGUCCCUGCUCAAGGACCGCUUCUACGGGGCCACCCUUAUCCGACCCCACAACCGCAAUGCCGGGCAGCUGGAGCCAGGCCACGCUCGGCACCGCCGCCGGGCCGGCAUCAGCGAGCUGGUUUACUUUGAGAAGUCACCCGACUUCUGCGAGCGGGAACCAGCCCUGGACUCCUUGGGCACCCAAGGGCGCCUGUGCAACAAGACCAGCCCGGGCAUGGACAACUGCGAGAGCCUGUGCUGCGGCCGCGGGCACAACAUCCUGCGGCAGACCCGCAGCGAGCGCUGCAACUGCAAGUUCCACUGGUGCUGCUUCGUGGCCUGCGAGGAGUGUCGCAUCACCGAGUGGGUCAGCGUCUGCAAGUAG